This is a messenger RNA of Perca flavescens (yellow perch), 5008 nucleotides long. RefSeq names its product up-regulator of cell proliferation-like. Lineage: Eukaryota; Metazoa; Chordata; Actinopteri; Perciformes; Percidae. The coding region runs from base 196 to 4974 and encodes 1592 amino acids. The record is from RefSeq and is a predicted model, not a curated record. The transcript is spliced from 6 exons. Gene Ontology annotation, molecular function: GTP binding.
AAACAUCUGACCCAGAGAGCCCCAGAGUCUCCUGCCGUCUGAUGUCAGUAUAACAACCACAGGCUGAUGUGGAAAGCCCCAGAGUCUCCUGCCAUCUGAUGUCAGGUUUGAAAGCACAGGGGAGUUAAAGGAAAAGUCUGACCAUCUCUACACUGAACCCAGAAGGACUACAGAUUGAUUGAUUGGCUAGAGGUCAUGUUUGGUUGGAUCCCCGGAUUGUCCUACCUGAUGUCAGGUGCAAAGACCCAGGGGAGUAAAGAGAAAAGUCAGACCAUGUCUACACAGAACACAGACAGACAACAUCCUGCAGUCCUACUCAACUUCCUCUCCAAAGUUGGACUGGAGACAUUUUAUCCUAACAAACUCACUCUUCGGUCUCUAUUGGAGAUCAACAAAAACAGCAUACAUGAAGAAGCUGUCUCAUCUGUGAAGGGCAUACCGUGGGGUUUUCUCAGAAAACUAUUUAAACUCAAUUCUGAAUGCAGGAGCUCUACACAAUUAUCAGACAAUGAUGAUAAUGAUGUUCUUGACCUUGAAACUUUAGAUGACCCUGCAGAGGAUAGUAAGGUCAACCCUCUCGACCUCAUAGUAGCACUCUUCCUUUGUGCUGACAGCUUCUUGCAACAGGAACUGGCCCUCAAGAUGUCAAUGUGCCAGUUUUCUGUCCCACUGCUGUUGCCCCAUGCCAAUAACAGCCAGAGUACCAUGAUGCUUUGGGCUCUGAGAGACAUCGUCAAAGAGUGGCGUCCACAUGAUUUGUCUGAAUCAAGAGGGUUUGUUGAAGACAACAUUAUCCAAGCAGAUAUUCCAUUCUACUCCUUUGUGCGGCUGAAAAACUGCAGUUUAUCCAAGUCCCAGUGUUUGAAUCAUAUUCUCAGCUUUGGUCAGUACAACAAAAAUAUGUUCAUACACAGAGAUAUGAAAGGAAUAGCACAUGAAAGGAAAAUUGCCAAUGGUUUAGUAGAGGUUUGCUGGUACCUUCCCAGUGGUACUGAAAAUCUUGACAUAUUUCCAAAACCAGUUGCCUUCGCCAAUUUGCGAGGAGACAUUUGUGAAUCACUCGCACAGUUCACUUUUCUUUUUCAAGUGUCAAAUGCUACCUUUGUAUUCCUGGACAAAGUUGAAGAAGAGGAGCACAAGAUUCUGACUUCUUUUCAAGAUGUGACAUCCAAACUGUUCUUCGUUGUUAACCGCAAGGAGGGGAAUGUUACAGAAGAUAUGGGGUCUGUCGAGAGAACACAGAAAGAAUUGGACUUACCAAAGACCAGUAUAAAAACCAAAGACCCAAGGGUAAAUGUUGCAACGUUUUCAGAUAAAUUGUGUACAGCCAUCAAGAAAUCACUGACUGAUGUAAGAACCACAAUGACAAUUGAAAAUAUGCUUGAGAGAGCUGUUGAACUUGGUUUGUCUGUGGAUGAACGCACAAGUGACGACGAAAAGAAAGCAGCUCAGGAGAUUGUGAAAGGAAUUGGGGUGCAGUGUAUACAAGACUACAAGAACCAACAACUUCCUUUGCAAGGUGUUAACUGGAAAAGGUUAUCACAGUUAGAAAUGAAGGAAUGUAGGUUACAAGAACCUGGUGAUCUAGAACUGGAAGAAUAUAAAUCUCAGCUACAGGUAGAAAAACAACAGAUUAAAAAGGAGCUAGGCAAACACAAACUAUCACAUGCUAUGAAGAGUUUUAUUGACCACUUAUCUACAACUGACAAAGACAAAAGAGAUUUUUUCCUAAAGUGGAUACAUUUUCAGCUUAAUGCACAUUUGCAGGCUGCCAUUCAACUACCUUUAAACUUCCGUCACAAGUUGACAGAGCAGAGUGACAAAGAGGAGAAAAACAUGAAAGAGAUUGCACAGCUGGAUCAGGCUUUGCUAGAUAGCUCUUUAGGACUAGAGCAUUACAUGAGAGAGAUGGGGCUGAUCUAUGAGGUUUCCUUGCAGUCACGAGACACUGCUGAUAAAAUAUCUCGUCUUCCUGGUUUGGCUGCUGAAAUGCUGUUGGAUGGAUAUCCUUUAGAGCUCUUAGAUGGAGAUGCUUCUAACAUCCCAGAGAGAUGGGUGACAGAUGUGCUAAUGGAGCUUCACAGGAAGGUUGGAGAGAAGAGCAGACUGUUGGUACUGACGGUGUUGGGUGUUCAAAGUAGUGGGAAGUCAACACUCCUCAACACCAUGUUUGGUGUGCAGUUUCCUGUCAGCAGUGGCAGAUGCACAAGAGGAGCUUAUAUGCUCUUCCUCAGAGUAAGUGAGGAUAUGCAAUGUCAGCUGAACUGUGACUUUAUAGUUCUCAUUGACACAGAAGGUCUUAAAUCUCCUCAUUUGGCACAACUAGAGGACAGCUAUGAGCAUGACAACCAGCUGGCAACCUUUGUCAUUGGCUUAAGUGAUGUCACCAUUAUCAAUGUCUCAAUGGAGAACUCCACAGAAAUGAAAGAUGUCCUGCAAAUUGCAACACAUGCUUUCUUGAGAAUGAAGGAAAUUGGUAAAAAGCCAGUUUGUCAUUUUGUGCACCAGAAUGUUGGUGGAGUCUCAGCUCACGCAAAGACCAAGGCCGACAGAAAACUUUUCUUGGACCAGCUCAAUGAAAUGACUCAAAUUGCAGCCGAAAUGGAAAAGCAGCCCACUAUAAAAGCUUUCACAGAUGUUCUGGACUACGACAUGGAAAAAAACAACUCGAACAUCCCAGGACUCUGGCAUGGGACCCCACCGAUGGCCCCAGUAAACACAGGUUACAGUGAAGCUGUAGCACGUUUAAAGGAAAAUCUUUUGAAGACCGUAAAAAGGGACAAACCCUAUGAAGUGUCAAAAAUCCCAGAGUUUCUAGAAUGGAUAAGAAGUCUCUGGAAAGCAGUCAAAUAUGAGAACUUCAUCUUCAGUUUCAGAAACACCAUUGCGGCUCAUGCAUACGACAAUGUCUGCAAAGAGUUCAAUCAAUGGGAAUGGGAGUUUAGAAAAGAGAUUCUCUCCUGGCAGACAUCAGCAGAGUGGGAUAUCUUAUAUGGUGACAACAAAUCUGAUCUCAGUCAUUUGAAUGAAUUAGUCCAAUCAAAACAAAUCCAGGUGGCAGUAAAAAUAGCGGACCAAGACAGAAUAAUGAAGCAGAAACUGCAGGAAUACUACAAAAGGAAAGACAGACAUGUGAAUCUGAUAGAGAAAUUCAAAACUGAAUUUUUCAACAGUAUCAGUAGUCUUGCAAAUGAAAUCCGACGAUCAGUAGACAAUAAAUUGGAUUGUGCACUUGAGCUAAGAAAAAGUUUAAAAGAGGUUCAGGACAUUCAAAGAAACAACAGAGGAAUGAUUGAAGAACAAGUUAUGAAACUUUUGAGUGACUGCAAACACCAAACACUGACUGACGAAGAAUUGGAAGAUGAGUUUGAAAAGAUGUGGGCUGAAGUCACUGUAAAUGUGUCCGGUCUGAAAGAACAAAACAUAGAAGCAAGCAUCUUAAAACUAUUGAGAAAACAAUUCUUAAAUCAUAAUGUCAAUGAGGAAUUAGAUAAGAUUGGAGACCUAAAAGACAUUGUGAAGGACCCAUUUAAGGUAAAAAAGAAACACUUGAAAACACACCUGCCCUUGAUGAAAGACUCUCUAAAAAGAGAGUUGCAGAGCUUUGCAGACAGUGUUAUUGAGUCUUGCACACGGUUUGUCCAUGAUAUUGCAAAAUCAGAAAGAGACUACAAUGAUUCUUUUAUAAGAGAGCUUCUGGAAAAAGUGGAUGAAUCUCUGAAACAAUGGAGCAAGCAGUGCAAGCCCAAGUUUGAGUUUGACCUGAAACUUUACAUGUGUGGCAUUGCCUCAAGAGAGUUCCUUCACAUGCACAGAAAAUUCUUGUCAGUUAGGGAUCCAAAACGUCAGCUGGAGAAGUACAAGCCUCAGUACUUGUCAGAUUUUCUUGAUUUAUACAAACAGAGAGAUGAUUGCCAACGAAAAGCAAAUGAUUUUGUCAGAUGUUGUAUCAAACCUGCUGUUGAAGAGUACAUCAGUAGAUCUCUGGGAAUAGACAUUGUAGAUGAGAUUUUGACAAGUUGCCAUUCAGCAGAGUACAGUUCACGCUCCUUUUUCCAGUACAACAUUCAGAAAGAGUUGCUGCAAAAGGAAGACUUUGGGGGUUUUGUUAAGUACAUUUGUACGUAUGAGAUUUUUGUUAAAGAUUGGAUAUUUCACCACAUCUUGCAAAACAUGUCAGAAGACAAAACUUUGUGCAAACUGAAGAAUAGGAAUUUGGAGGUCAUAGUAAACAAAAUAACAGAAGCCAGAGAACAAGCCUCUAAAGGAGAGGAUGGUGUUCUGCUUCCAGAUAACCAGGAAAGCAUCACAAAGCUCAUCGACAACAUGCGCAAAUAUUUGAUCAAAGACAUCUCAAUUUCAGUGGAGGCUGAAAACACCUCCUUGUUUCAAAUCCAAAGCACAUGUCAUCCAUUUACAAAGAGCCUCAGUAAAUCAUUGGGUGAAUUAAAGGAACAGCUGCAGGACCAAUUUUUUAACUGUGAAGACAUCACUGAGACUCUGAACAAACUUCCAAUCAAACCACAAGAUGAGCUUUUCAAGCGGAUGUUUGGCUGUGGACAACAAUGUCCAUUUUGUAAAGUUCCUUGUGAGGCUGGAGGCAAAGAACACGAGAAACAUCAUGCAGCUGUUCAUCGACCACAAGGUCUUGGUAGAUACAGGGAUGUGGACACUAAGAAGCUGGUUCCAACACUGUGUACAACGAGUGUGCACAGUAAAGAUAAAUUCAAAAACGCAGACACUAAAUGGGAGUACCAUCCUUAUAAGAAGUACACCAAGUACUAUCCAGACUGGCUCAUUCCUCCUGACUCCACCAUCGAGGCAUCGGACUACUGGAAGUAUGUCCUGGUUCAAUACAAUGAAAGAUUUGCUCAAAAAUACAAAGGCAAACCAGCUGAUGUUCCAGAGGCCUGGAGGAGAAUCACAAAGGAACAAGCUCUGAAGGGAUUAAAAGAUGCCUUCAAUAUAAAGUGAACAACAUACCAUCCUGAAUAUCUUUAAAACUAAA